This is a messenger RNA of Portunus trituberculatus (swimming crab), 2522 nucleotides long. RefSeq names its product ubiA prenyltransferase domain-containing protein 1 homolog (gene heix). The record is from RefSeq and is a predicted model, not a curated record. Gene Ontology annotation, biological process: vitamin K biosynthetic process; menaquinone biosynthetic process. The transcript is spliced from 2 exons. Lineage: Eukaryota; Metazoa; Arthropoda; Malacostraca; Decapoda; Portunidae. Gene Ontology annotation, molecular function: prenyltransferase activity. Bases 299 to 1273 code for a protein of 324 amino acids. Gene Ontology annotation, cellular component: endoplasmic reticulum; Golgi membrane.
GCAGGAGUGGCCGUAAGGGAAGGAAAGGAGGUUAUACAGACGCCUUGCCCAGCCUUCCCCAUACAUCCCUCUCCCUUCUCUCUCUCUCUCUCUCUCCCCCCCCCUCCACCAUCCCGCGCUGCGUGCCGCUACCCUUGGCUACUAUGCAUUAAGGUACUUUUGGCAAGUCAACAGAUACACGAGUUACACCACAUUAAGUAACGACAGGCACGCAGCAGACUACAGGACGGGAGAACUGGGGUAGGUACACUCGGCUGGGACGUUUCAAGCUCGCCACACUGGUGUUAGAAUACAAAUAAUGAGACUACAGGCCAGCCCCAGGGAGAUGAGUGGGAACGGGUUGGGCAGGAAGGAGAAGGGCAGCUAUGGCUCGCCCCUCAUGAAGCUGUCAGCGUACGUGCUUGCCUUGCGGCCAUGGUCUUUCAGUGCCUCCUUGAUGCCAGUGUUGCUGGGAAGCACGCUGGCCAGCAAGGCGACAGGGGACAUAAGCUUUGUGGCACUCUUCACCACAGCACUCACAGCACUCUCGGUCCACGCUGCCGGGAAUGUUGUCAACACCUACUUUGACUAUGUGAAGGGCAUCGAUAGCAAGAAAAGCGACGACCGCACUUUAGUUGACCAGCUGCUCUCCAAAGAUGAGAUUGUGACUCUUGGCGUGAUCCUGUACUCUGCAGGGUGUGUCGGCUUUGUCAUCCUUACCAUGGUGACUCCAGCACGUCUAGAGCACCUCGCUCUUGCAUACUUUGGAGGCCUGUCUAGCUCCUUUCUAUAUACAGGUGGUGUUGGGUUUAAGUACAUUGCUCUUGGGGAUGUGCUUAUUCUAAUACAGUUUGGUCCCAUGACUGUUCUGUUUUCAUACAUGGUGCAAGUUGGACAUGUGCACUGGGCUACCAUACUGUAUGCUGUGCCUCUUGCCCUGAACACAGAGGCCAUCCUGCACUCCAACAACACCAGGGACUUGGAAUCAGACAGGCGGGCUGGCAUAGUAACACUGGCCAUCCUCAUUGGGUCAACAGCCUCAGAGCUACUGUAUGCUGUAUUCCUCUUCACACCAUACACCAUGUUUGCUGUGUGGGGCAUCAAGUACAGUGUGAUGCUCUUCCUUCCACUCAUCACCAUCCCUGAAGCAUUCCGGCUUGAACGUCACUUCCGUACGGGCAGUAAGGCAACAAUACCGCAGAGGACAGCCAAACUCAAUGCUUAUCUGGGCUUCCUUUAUGUGCUUGCGUGUGCUCUCUCGGACCCUGCCAAACUGCCCUACAUUCUCGGAUGAUGUGCUGCUCUGUUUUCUCUCUUCCCUCUCCUGAGUUGUGUCCCUGUGCAUUAAUGUAUCUUUUUUUGUACUGUGAUGUGUGUACCUUGCCCUCCCUCUUUCCCUUCCCUCCCUUAUUUAUUGUAUUUUUAUAGGAAAGAUGCAGCCGACAAUAUCAAAUGUAGAGCAGUGACGACCAUUUGGUUAUUGCUGUAGUCUAGCUUGUCAUGUAUGUGACUGUGUGAUCUGUGACUCUCCCACCACCUGUGUGCUGAUGACCCAGGCGGACAGAGGCUCCCACUCCCCCUGUGUUGUGCUGUGAGGGGCCACCACUGGUACUUAUUCAGUUUUGAAAACCUUGCAUAUCUAAUAAUAACUCAAGGCUUUCACCAUAACAGGAAUCUUUUUGAGUUUCCAUGACAGAUUCAAUUAUUUUCUUAAUGUUCUUAUGUCUUGUAAUUUCUACACAAAUAAGUUAAUGAAGCAAGCCAUCUCAUUAUACUGUCUGUCUAUCCUAUCUAUAAUACCAUCUGUCUACCCUGUCAAAAUUAUAGUCUGGAAAGAACAUGAAGAAUAACAUCCCUAUUCCAUGGAUAUAAUGAAAUGACACUAAAGUGGAUACAGAGUAAGAUGACAAUUAUCCUUUCAUACUUUAUCUUUAUUCCUACUGUGAGGAAUGGGAAUGGGCCUCAGCCUGGUAUAUAGAUUGAUAGAUGGAUUGAAAAAAAAAUUAUUAGCUGACCUAGAUUUGGAUAAAGAACCUUAACACUGCCAACAUGUACAAGGCCAUGCUAUUACUGCCAGAGACACAUUGCUGGUGCACAUCAUGACACAAUGUCAAGUAGUGUGCCACAUUCCCUUCAAUGUGUUUAGCAUUUACUUUCCCAUUCUUCAUCUUGCAUGAGAAGAUAGAGCAGAUCAGAGGAUGUAAUGAUGUGACAUAGUCCACUUGAUAAUCAUCUUGGCCAUCAGAAAAGGGUUAUACUUAUCUUUCUGUAACUUGUAAACCUCACUUUUUCAGUUUAUUCCUUAACUUUUAGAUGAGAUCUUCCGUAUUUCUGUGAUGCCGCAAAUCUGGGAAUCACGUUAAGACAAAAUGCAGUGGAGGAGAGUGUGGCAGUUUACUUGAUUUCUGACCAUGACCUCACAGACUCACAAUCUUCCCUGAUGAGUGAGGAUGCUUGCCUUACAUGUUAGUGAAUCCUUCAGCUCACUCAUCUUCUAAUCUGUGUUGUAUCUUUGUUAACUACAAUAAUGAAAGCAUGACUCC